Molecule: messenger RNA, 2250 nt
Organism: Astrephomene gubernaculifera
Lineage: Eukaryota; Viridiplantae; Chlorophyta; Chlorophyceae; Chlamydomonadales; Astrephomenaceae
Source: the annotation of a GenBank genome assembly
CUGAGUUUAGGUCCAUAUGCGAGUUGGGACUCAAAACCAGGCCGACGGUUGGUAGGCUCCGUGACAAAAGAUUGCGCGCCAGAAACAGUUGCGCUUACCAGUAUAUAUAUAAGUAGUUGUAUAAUUCCAUUUUGAACUACUCUUGAAGAACAUUUGGCUCAGGCCCUUGCGCCCGCCGCACCUACAGAUCCAUCCAGACCUUUACCGGCGGCUUAAGCCCAGCAGCCUGACUAACCUGAGCCAAGAUGGCAUUCUGGGGUGCUGUUCUUAAACCUGGCAAGCCACAUGCCUUUGUGCCGCCGCCGGAGGACUGGAACUUGCAUCUGUCACAAGCCGCGCUCGAGCCCACUGUGCCAGAGGGAAAGCGCGUUGCCGUCGCUGUCAAGGUGGACACAGACGAGGACCCCAUCAUCCUCUGCACCCUAACCGCUGGGCGUGUGGACACUGCGGCUCUGGACUUGUUCUUCUCUCAGUACUCGGAGUUCUCGGUGAUUGGCGAGCACACCGUGCAUUUGACUGGGUACUACUCGCCGCCUCAGAACAUUGACGAUGAUGAUGAGGGCGAGGAGGGCGAGGACGAGGAUGAUGAGUAUGGGCAGCGCGCGAUUGGUUUCCCGCUAAAUGAUGACCUGGAUGAUGACGAUGACGAGGAUGAUGAGGAUGAGGAUGAGGACGAGGAGGACGAUGAGGACGACGAGGAUGAGGACGAAGACGAGGACGAGGACGAAGAUGAUGACCUGGAGGGCGACCUCGACGAGGAGAUGUUUGGGUUCCCUGUGGUGAGCGGGCCGCGGCGGAAGAAGCCCAGCGUGGUGAUUGAGGAGCUCGAUGAGGAGGGCAAGCCGAAGGCCGGCAAGGAGGAGAAGAAGGCGGGGAAGAAGGGAAAGAAGGAGGACGAGGACAUGGAGGAGGCCAACGCGGACCUGAACACCGAGGGAGAGGAUGAGGAGGAGGAGGAGAAGGAGACGCCAGCCCCGAAGAAGGGCUCCAAGCAGGCCACGGCUGCUGGCGGCAAGCGCCCCGCGGAGUCGCCGGCGGCCAACGGAACCGCUGCCAAGGCGGAGCAGCCAGCCAAGAAGAAGCAGGCCGUGGGGCAGGAGCAGCCGCAGCCGGCCGCUAAGCCCGCCGAGACUCCCAAGCCGGAAGCCAAGCAGCAGCAGCAGCCCAAGGAGGAGCCCAAGUCGACCAAGAAGGAGCCCAAGUCGGAGGUGAAGCAGCAGAAGCAGGAGGUCAAGCAGGAGCAGAAGCAGAAGCAGGAGGCUAAGCAGGAGGCAGGCAAGGCGGGCAAGAAGAACAUUCGCCGUCACCCCAACGGCUUUGAGAUUGAGGAGGUGUCGUACGGGACCCCUAACGGCAAGCUUGCGAAGCCCGGCAGCAAGGUGCAUGUGCGCUACACGGGCCGCCUCAAGUCCAACGGAAAGGUGUUUGACAAGAGCGGCAACAAGCCCUUCCAGUUCCGGCUAGGCGUGGGCGAGGUGAUCAAGGGCUGGGACCUGGGCGUGGAGGGCAUGCGCGUGGGCGACAAGCGCCGGCUGGUCAUUCCGCCGCAGCUCGCGUACGGCACCAGCGGCGUCAAGGGCACCAUCCCGCCCCACGCCACCCUCGAGUUCGAUGUUGAGCUGGUGGACGUCAAGUAGAAUGAUGCAGACCUCAUUUUGAGGGCUGCGCAGAGGGAGAAUUGGUUAAUUUCAAGGGCGCUUCUCAUGUGGAGCAAGGCGGACGGAUCUUGGGCUGUUGGUGGGCUUUGUUCUGGGGUCUAGUUUUCUUGCAUCCGAUAGAGCUAGCGUGCGUGCGUGGCAGGGCGUACUGGGGGGUAGAUACUACUGGGGUUACGGAUUGGGUAGGUGUGAUUGUUUGAUCCACAAUGAUUAGUAAAAGUACGGCAGGAGGUGUCGCUUACGAGUGUGUGCAGUGUUCCUUCGUGCAUGCUCACCCUAACUCACCACUGAAUGACCCGGAAGGUCCACUACUUGAGAAGACAACGCUUGGUUCAGUGCCGUUAGAUGAUGACUGGGACUGCGGGAUUGCUCAUGCGGGGUCAUGCCGGACUGGGGGAUGCCGCUGGCAGGCCGGGAGGCCCUGGCAACGUACAAAUUCUAGCUGUGAUGCGGGCGGUUGGCGGAUGACAGCGGAGGAAGUGAAUUGUUAUGGUAGCCCGAUCCUUGGCUUGCGGGCAUGACAAAGCAGGAUUGCGCUCUGGAAAUGCCGUUUGGCCAGCAAUCCUAAGCACGAUCUGUAAGAAUGUACGAC